Molecule: messenger RNA, 2016 nt
Organism: Rana temporaria (common frog)
Lineage: Eukaryota; Metazoa; Chordata; Amphibia; Anura; Ranidae
Gene: LRRC47
Product: leucine rich repeat containing 47
Exons: 7
Coding region: 50-1705 (551 amino acids)
Biological process (GO): phenylalanyl-tRNA aminoacylation
Molecular function (GO): protein binding; RNA binding; phenylalanine-tRNA ligase activity
Source: RefSeq, a predicted model, not a curated record
GAUUGGCCGGGUCGUGUUUCCGGGUGUGCACGUGUCUGUGUGUAUUGUGAUGGCGGAAUGGCCGGAGGUGGAUCGGGCGGAGAAGGAGCGGAGGAGGGAAUUAAUCCUCCAGGGGGUGGAUGAUCGGCUCCGCGAGAAUGGCGGGCAGCUCCCCCCGGCUCUCUUCUCUCUCUCCCUCCUGAAUUACCUCCAGGUGAGCGGCUGUGCGGAGCUCCGGGAGGUUCCGGGGGAGAUCGGCCGCCUCACCCGCCUACAGAGCCUCGUCCUGUGCGGGAACCGUCUGCGGGGCCUCCCGGGGGGAGUGGCGGAGCUCCGGGGGCUGAAGGUGCUGGAUGUGUCCGGGAAUGAGUUGGAGAAUCUCCCGGAGGAGCUGAGCCGUCUGUCCGAUCUCUCCUCCCUCAAUGUGUCCGGGAACCGGCUGGAGGAACUUCCGCGGGGGCUGGGCCAAUGUACCCGCCUCUCCUCCCUCCACCUAUCAGGGAACAGGCUGAAGACCCUCCCCCUAGGAAUGCUGAGCUCACAGCUCCCCCUACUGGCCGAAAUCAUCGCCUCUGACAACCAGAUCCGGGAACUGAGUCCCGACAUCGCGCUGCUCACCGGCCUCAAGACUCUGGACCUCUCCAACAACGAGCUCACCGAAAUCCCCUUCGAACUCGCCGACUGCGCCAAGCUGAAGGAAAUCAACUUCAAGGGCAACAAAAUGAAAGACAAGAGAUUGGAGAAGAUGGUGAACGGCUGCCAGACCAAGUCCAUCCUGGAGUACCUGCGGGUGGGGGGCCGGGGUGGGGGGAAGGGCAAGGCGGAGGUGAAGGAGGACCCCAAGGACCGGAGGAAGAAGAAGCAGAGACAGAAGGACGGCGGAGGGGAGGACGAGGUGGAAGACGUCAGUAAGAUGAUGCUGAGAGUUCUGCACAUUGCGGAGAACCCGCUUCCCCUCGCCGUCAGCGUCACGCCCACCAUCAAAGAUGUCCGACCGUACGUCGUGUGCUGUGUGGUGAAGGGGAUGAAUCUGAGGCCCGGCAACGCCCUGAAACGCUUCCUGGCCGCUCAGACCAAACUUCAUGAUGAGAUUUGUGAGAAGAGGACGCUCGCCACCAUUGCCACCCAUGACCUGCAGCUGGUGAAGGGGCCCCUUCUGUACGAUGCCAGACCCCCCAAGGACUUCAAGAUCGUUCCGCUGAAUCGGAAGGAAAUAGACGCCAAGGAGUUGGUGCGCCAGCUGAAGUUCGAGGCGGAAGAACAGAGGAAGCAGAAGAGGCGCCAAAACGUCUCCGGACUGCACAGAUAUCUUCAUUUGUUGGACCACAAAGAAAACUUCCCGUGUUUAGUGGAUGGAGAAAAUGCCGUCAUCUCUUUCCCACCAAUCACCAACAGUGACAAGACCAAGAUCACCAAAUCCACCCGCGCCCUCUUGCUGGAGGUGACCAGCGCCAGCAGUCUGCAGACCUGUAAAGAUGUCAUGGACGCUCUGAUUGAGAAAAUGGCAGAACUCCAUAAAUUCACGAUGGAGAACAAAGAGGAGGAAGUUGGAUCGGAUGCAGAACAUCCGGAGGACUCGGCGCCUCAGAACCCGGACCCCCAGGAGCGCCCCCAGCUGGUGCUGGAACAAGUGCGCAUCACCGACAUGGAGGGCAACCUGAAGGUCCUGUACCCAUCCAAGACCGACCUGAACCUCAGCGCCGCCGCCUUUGUGGUCGUUCGUUAGUAUGAGAUGUCUUCUCGUUUCCUCCAGCGACCAAUCGCGUCCUUCGGUUGUCGCAUGAGAAUGACGAUUGGGCGCGGAGGGGUCGCUGUGAGUGAAAUGAGCGAUUUCCGCCGAAUUUCUCCGUCUUUUCCAGCGUUUUAGCAUUUCUCGAGAACACAAGGAAACCUUAUUUAUUUUUUAUUGUCCUUAUUUCUUGUUUUAUAUGUUGGAUGUUUUGUUGGCCUUUUCCUCGUGUUCAGAUAUAUGAAAUAUCGCCGCCGCCGCCAUUUUCUUAUUGUGAAAUCGGACAAAAUAAACUGGCAGUUCAGAAA